AUGAUGAGUUCAUACCGAAAUUUAUCAUUCAAACAAUUAAAGGAAAUGAAACCAAUUAUUACUCGAAAUCUUGCUUGGUUUAGUAAACAUCCAACUCAACAAACUUUUGGUGCAAAAUUAAAACGCCGUUUAAAAAAUUUACUAAUUGUUACUGUUGUUGGUGUCGGUAGCUUUUAUAGUUAUCGUGCCUAUCGUAGUUAUAAAUGGUCAAAAGAAGUUAGUGAAUCUGACAGUAUAACUGGUACUAAACCUCGUAUUGUUGUCUUAGGAACAGGUUGGGGUGCAGUACCACUUUUAAAACAUAUUGAUACUCAGAAAUAUGAAGUUGUUUGUGUAUCACCACGUAAUUAUUUUCUAAUGACACCUUUAUUACCAUCAGUUAGUGUUGGUACAGUUGAAACUCGAACAGUAAUUGAAUCAAUUCGUUCACUUGUUGGACCUAAAAUAAAAUAUGUCGAAGCACAUUGUGUUGAUGUUGAUACAAAAACGAAAGUAAUUACAUGUAAUAGUGAUGGAACAAAUACUGUAUCUCGUGGUGAUGAUGUUAAAACAUUACUUGAACCAUCAAAACGUGCAGGUGGUGCAUCAUCAAGAAUAAUUAAAGAUUCAGCUCGAACAAGACCACAAUUUGACAUGAAAUAUGAUAUACUCGUUGUUGCUGUUGGUUCAGAAAAUAAUACAUUUAAUAUUCCCGGUGUUGAAGAACAUGCUCAUUUCUUAAAAGAACUUCUCGAUGCUCGACGUAUUCGUUCAGCUAUAAGUGAUGCUUUUGAAUCAGCUAUGACACCAUCACAAACAGCAGAAGAAAGAAAACGUCUUCUUCAUUUUGUUAUUGUUGGUGGUGGACCUACCGGUGUUGAAUUUGCUGCCGAACUCGCUGAUUUCGUUCGUGAAGAUCUUCAAUAUUAUUUUCCACGUUUAGUUGCAAAUGAUGUUAAAAUUACUUUAAUUGAAGCACUUGAUCAUGUCUUAUCUAUGAUGGAUAAACAAAUUAGUGAUUAUACUGAAAAACAUUUUCGUCGUGAAAAUAUCGAUGUAUUAAUGAAUACAUUUGUAAAAUCAAUUAAACAACGUGAAGUUGUUGUUCAAUUUAAAGGUUCAAAUGAAUUAACAUCAAUUCCAUGUUCUGUUGUUGUUUGGGCAACUGGUAUUAAAGCACGACCAAUAACAAAUCGAAUUCGAGAAAUAAUUGGUUUAAAGGCACAAAGCAAUCGAAUGGGUAUUCUUACUGAUCGAUAUUUACGUGCUAAAGGUGUUACUGACGGGUCAAUAUAUGCUAUUGGAGAUUGUGCUACUAUUGAACAACCAAAAUUAGUCGAUCAAAUUCAAACAUUAUUUGAAGAAGCAGAUACGCAACGUAAAGGAGCAUUGGAUCUUCAACAAUUUAAAGCAUUAGUUGAACGUAAAAUUCACGACUUUCCACAGCUUGAAAUCUUUUCAAAAACAAUUGAAAAAACAUUUGAAGAAGCUGAUAAAGAAAAAUCCGGUUUUCUAACACUUGCUACACUUCAUUCAGCACUUGAAAAAGCUGAUAAGAAAAUUCGUGCAUUACCAGCAACAGCACAAGUUGCAGCACAAGAAGGUCGUUAUAUAGCUGAUUUACUCAAUCAAGUAACUGAUUUAAAAUCAAGUGAUUAUCAACAACAAAAUUUACAAUCAUUUCGUUAUAAACAUAUGGGCGCAUUAGCAUAUGUUGGCGGUGAUUCAGCUGUACUUGAUUUUAGUGGAACAAAACCAAUUUUUGAUUUAUUUAAUUUACAACCAUUAUCAGGUCGUAGUGCGGCUUAUUUAUGGAAAUCAUUUUAUUUUACUGAAAUGUUUACCGGACGAACAAAAACAUUACUCGCAUUUGAUUGGGUUCGUACACGUUUGUAUGGACGAGAUAUUAGUCGUUAUUAA
Molecule: messenger RNA, 1899 nt
Organism: Adineta steineri
Lineage: Eukaryota; Metazoa; Rotifera; Eurotatoria; Adinetida; Adinetidae
Source: the annotation of a GenBank genome assembly